Molecule: messenger RNA, 471 nt
Organism: Diaporthe amygdali
Lineage: Eukaryota; Fungi; Ascomycota; Sordariomycetes; Diaporthales; Diaporthaceae
Exons: 2
Coding region: 1-471 (156 amino acids)
Source: RefSeq, a predicted model, not a curated record
AUGCCUGCUAAAGCCCAGACUGUCCUGACGGCCCUCCUCUUGGCCUACAGUGCUUUAGGAGCGCCCAUCAACAACGACCAACAAAUCGAGCUGCAAUCAGUCAUCGAUGCUCUCAAGGUCCAGGUCGAGGAUCUGGAUCUUCCGUUCCCUUCCUCGAUCAUCGAUGAUGUUGAGUCGGCACUCAAAGCGAAGGGUGUCCUUGAUGCCAAGACUCUUGCCGCCCUAAAUAAGAAGAUUGAUGCUCUGACGGGACCUAAGGGCCUCGAUAGUGAAGAUAUCGCCUCCGAGGCUAUCGACUAUCUCACAGACAAGGGCGCUUUUGCGGAGACUGACGAAAAGAAAGUCAAGGAUAAGGUUGUGUACCUGACAACCGAUCUGAUCAAGGAGGUUCUAUCAAAGGGAGUCUAUGCAGUUCAGCGCCGAGACUGCCCACACAAGGGGCGCAUUUGUGGAGGAUGUGUGAUACUGUAA